This is a messenger RNA of Solenopsis invicta (red fire ant), 1698 nucleotides long. RefSeq names its product telomere length and silencing protein 1 homolog. Gene Ontology annotation, cellular component: spliceosomal complex. The coding region runs from base 127 to 1023 and encodes 298 amino acids. Gene Ontology annotation, biological process: mRNA splicing, via spliceosome. The record is from RefSeq and is a predicted model, not a curated record. Lineage: Eukaryota; Metazoa; Arthropoda; Insecta; Hymenoptera; Formicidae. The transcript is spliced from 6 exons.
UCUACUGCUCAGGUAAAACAUCGCUGAGCGAUGAUCGCUCAGUCUUCUUUGGUCCCCUGCUUUGGUCUUCUCUUUGUUGGCUGAGACGGAACAAAAUAGCAAGUUUAAUUAAUUAAUUAAUAAAGAAUGGGGAGUGGUGAUGAUGAAGCACCUAAUAUCCAGUUUAAAAAGAAAAAGAAGACGAAACCUUUAAGGAAACGCGAAAUUCUCUCAGAUGAUAACGACAGCGAAGGGGAAAAAAUGUCUCUUAGGGAGAAAGUCGAAGAGAUGAAGAUCAUUCAGAAGCUCCGCGAGAGACCGGCUGGUGUCGAUAUCGUUGGGUUGGCUCUCGGAGAAAGCGUUGCAUCUGAUGUCAUAACGUCGGAUCCCUUUAACAUGAAAACUGGAGGAAUGGUAAAUAUGACUGCACUGAAGAAUACAAAACAUAAGCCAAAUGAUGCAUAUGAAACUGGCAUUGGAACACAGUUUAAUGCAGAGACUAAUAAACGUGAUGAAGAUGAAGAAAUGGUUAAAUAUAUAGAGGAAGAAUUGUCAAAGCGCAAAAGUAAAAAUAAUAACGAUGCGGCAAAUAGCGCGAAUAAUGAGAAGGGAUCAUAUUGCUCACCUGAGGAAGCAGCGUUGCGUGCGGUACCAGAACAUUUGAGACAGAGCUCAGCGAAUCGUAGCGAAGAAAUGCUUUCAAAUCAAAUGCUUUCUGGUAUUCCGGAAGUUGACCUUGGCAUAGAAGCUAAAAUUCGUAACAUUGAAGCUACGGAAGAAGCAAAACUGAAACUUCUUUGGGACAGACACAGAAAAAAAGACGGACCUUCGCAGUUUGUUCCAACAAAUAUGGCUGUAAAUUUCGUGCAACACAACAGAUUUAACAUAGAAGAUUCAGAUUUCCAAAAGUCACAACAAGAAUCAGGCAACAAGAAAAAAUACACUACCAAAGAAGACAUUCGUGGAAAACGAAAAGAUAAUGGAGAAAAAGCGACGGACGACUACCACUAUGAGAGAUUUAAAAAGCAAUUUAGACGAUUUUAAAUUAGACUUAUAUGAUUAAUUUAUCGUGUUAUAUUUUUUUGGAUACAUAUAAACGUCGAUUCUUACAUCAGAUGUUGCUUUAAAUUAAUUUUUUAAAAUUGUAAUUAAAAAAAUUAAGGACAAUGUUACAACAAUUUUACUUUCAUUUGCAUACAUUAUUCAUGUCCAUCAAAAGGUGUUCAUAAAAGAUAUGUGUUCCAGUAAGCAUUGAAAUGCAAUACCGAGAACACUCGGUAAUUUUCUCAUAAUUUUUUCAUUAUUUUAAAAAUAGUUGUAAUACAUCUUUAAGAUUAUUUUAGAGUUCUAUUAUAAUACUACCUAAAAGGUUAUCAAGAUUUAAAAACUGCAGAUUUCUUAAAAGUUUAUUCUCUCUUUUCCUAAUCAACGAUAAAAAUGUUGGUUAUGAAUACUCGAAUUUUGGCUCCAAAACUAACAAAGAAAACAAUGUAAAAUGUAGUUUAUAAUGGUUUAAGCAGCGAAAAUAACCCUAUUUGAAUGCAAUUUUAGAUAAAUAACUUUUAAACGACUAAGUAUAGCUUCAAAAGAGAAUUUAUAUACGAAUAUAUUUAUUGAAGUUUCAAUUAUUAGUAUACAUAUCUACAAUGUUAUUUAAUUUGUAAUACUACUUUAUCAAAUUUACAAAUAAAUACUACAGCACGCAAUUUUAUAUGCAAA